GACGUGUGAAUUGGAAAGAUAAAAAUAAUUACUAGUUUAUUUAUCGCCGAGUUGAAGGGGUUUCUAAGGGGCGAACGGCGAUGCUUUUCGAUCGGAAAAUCCAGUCACCGCUGGUUUUUCAGUAACUUCAUUCUCAUCUCCACUAUCUGCUUCCACCCUUCAGCUUAAUCAUUAUGCGUGUAUGUUAGUGCGUACUUGUUUGUGUGUGAAGUUCUAUCCGCUCUCAUCGAAUCGACCACUGUUCUCUUUCGCCGGCGUGAGCAUGUUAAGAGUGCAUGAGAGUUCUUUGAUUGAAAACUAGGUAAAUAAGAUUAAACAGGUUGGUUGAGCAGCAACUUAGAUUUAAUUCUCCGUUCUGCUAGCUAUUAUACAUGACAUGGAUGACGGGGGAAAUCGAGAGAACAGAAGACAGAGGAUGGAUUAUUACAAAGUACCUCCGUGGAACAUGAUAUCCCCAUUCCAGGCAAAAGAACUAAAUGCUUUAAAUAUCAACCCCAGGGUCACCAUGCUCUGUAAUGAAAGGGAUGCUGCCAUCGAGGAGCGUGAUAGAGCCCUGGCUGAAAAGAAGACGGCCUUAAAUGAACGAGAUGCUGCAAUUCAGCAGCGAGAUGCUGUAAUUGCUGAGCGAGACAAUGCCGUAAGAGAACGUGACAAUGCCAUUGCUGCCCUCCAAUUUCAGGAUGCUUUAUUGAAUGGUGGCGCACGUGGAUUGAAGCGCAAUGUCCAAUCUGCCCAUAGUUUGAGGGAUGUGACUGAGGCCUUUCCCAUAUCUACCGUUCCAUCCGAGGCUGCAAAUUCAUGCCAAGUGAAACCAACAAAAGCAAUCAAGGGGACUCCAUCGAAGGCAACAAAAUCACCACGGAAGGCGAAGAGAGUAAGCAAGGACUUGAAUAGACAUGUCACUACUGAUGGAUCGAAGGCUGAGUGGGAUGCACAGGAUUUUGGUAUUAUGAACCAGUUAAUACAAUUUGAUGAAUCUAGCAUGCCAGUGCCUGUUUGUUCAUGCACCGGAGUAUCUCGACACUGUUACAAGUGGGGUAAUGGUGGCUGGCAGUCAUCUUGUUGCACCAACUCUCUCUCAGUAUACCCACUACCACAGAUGCCAAACAAGCGGCACGCUAGGAUGGGUGGCCGGAAAAUGAGUGCAGGUGUUUUUAGCAGAUUGCUUACCAGACUGGCGGCAGAAGGGCACGACUUGUCAGUUCCACUAGAUUUGAAGGACUACUGGGCUAAACAUGGAACAAAUCGUUACAUUACCAUUAAAUAACUUUAAAACAAAGUCCUUGAAUAUGGUAAUGCUUUUCCCUUUGAGUGCAUUUGGCACCUGAGUUUUCCAGUUUCUGUAAGUACAAUUUUAGAAGGAAGGAAGGAAGUUGGACCCCAAAUUGUUAGUUCCUAGAGACUUUGAUUUUGUUUACUGUUCAUAUUUCCUAUUUAGUGCUCAUCGCAAUCAGAUUAAGAAUC
Messenger RNA from Olea europaea var. sylvestris, 1464 nucleotides. Its product is annotated as protein BASIC PENTACYSTEINE4-like. Gene Ontology annotation, cellular component: nucleus. The transcript has 3 exons. The record is from RefSeq and is a predicted model, not a curated record. Gene Ontology annotation, molecular function: DNA-binding transcription factor activity; sequence-specific DNA binding. The coding region runs from base 377 to 1267 and encodes 296 amino acids. NCBI's taxonomy places the organism in Eukaryota, Viridiplantae, Streptophyta, Magnoliopsida, Lamiales, Oleaceae. Gene Ontology annotation, biological process: response to ethylene.